UCCUGGGUCUUGCAAAUCCAAUCCAUCGGUGCUCCGUUCCGCUGCUGAUCUGCCUCUGACAAUGGGUGUGUUGGAGCUUCGCGUCAAGCAGCAAGGGGAGCCAGCGCUGGUGCCGCCGGCGGAGGAGACGCCGAGGGGCGACUACUACCUAUCCAACCUGGACCAGAACAUCGCCGUCAUCGUGCAGACCGUGUAUUGCUUCAGGGGGGCCGACGACGACGACGGCAGCAGCGCUUGCCUCGUGCUGAGGGAGUCCUUGGCGAAGGUGCUCGUCCACUACUACCCGCUCGCCGGACGGCUGACGAUCAGCGGCGAGGGGAAGCUGGCCGUCGACUGCACGGGCGAAGGCGCCGUCUUCGUGGAGGCCGAGGCGGACUGCGCUAUGGCGGACAUCGGCGACGUCACCGAGCCCGAUCCGUCGGUGCUCGGCAAGCUUGUCUACAGCGUCCCCGGCGCCAAGAACAUACUCGAGAUGCCUCUCCUUGCAGCCCAGGUGACCAAGUUCAAGUGUGGCGGCUUCGUGCUUGGGCUGGCCAUCAACCACUGCAUGUUCGACGGCGUCGGCGCCAUGGAGUUCGUCAACUCGUGGGGCGAGACGGCACGCGGCCUCCCGCUCUCGCUCCCGCCGGCCCUCGACCGCGCCGUCCUCCGCGCGCGCGACCCGCCGCAGCUCGAAUUCCCACACCAUGAGUUCGCGCAGAUCACCGACGACGACAGCGACGAGGCCGCCCCGCCGCCGCACGACGGCGAGCCGCUCCUGUACCGGUCGUUCCGGUUUACGGCGGCGUCCAUCGCGCGGCUGAAGGCGCUGGCGCCGCUGGAGGGCCGCCCGUGCACCACCUUCGAGGCGCUGGCCGGGUUCGUGUGGAGCGCGCGCACGCGGGCGCUGGGGAUGGGUCCCUCGCGGCGGAGCAAGCUCCUGUUCGCCGUGGACGGGCGGCCGAGGUUCGCGCCGCCGCUGCCCGCGGGGUACUUCGGCAACGCCAUCGUGCUGACCAGCGCGGCGUGCGCGGCGGGGGAGCUGGCGGCGUCGCUGCCGCGCGCCGUGCGGCUGGUGCGCGGCGCCGUGGGGGCCGUGACGGACGCGUACAUGCGGUCCGCGGUGGACUACUUCGAGGUGACGCGCGCGCGGCCGUCGCUGGCGUCGACGCUGCUGAUCACGGCGUGGUCGCGGCUGCCGUUCCGCGCGGCCGACUUCGGGUGGGGCCCGCCCGCGGCGUACGGCCCCGCGGCGCUCCCCGAGAAGGAGGUGGCGCUGUUCCUGUCGUGCGGGGAGGAGCGGGGCGGCGUCCGCGUGCUUCUGGGGCUGCCGCCCGUGGCCAUGGCCGAGUUCCAGCGGCUCGUGGAGGAGGUGACCGCGGCAUGAAUUUACAAGAGACAGAUCCCGGAAUCCGCCCAUGGGAUGGUUGAAGGCGUACGUGUUGUUUGUGUUGGUGGCGCGUUACGUUACAGUGAUCCAGUGAACACUCAUCAUUGCUAAAUGGAUACAAUGCUUGCUGUUUAAAUUAA
This is a messenger RNA of Panicum hallii, 1509 nucleotides long. RefSeq names its product omega-hydroxypalmitate O-feruloyl transferase-like. The coding region runs from base 62 to 1366 and encodes 434 amino acids. The transcript is spliced from 3 exons. The record is from RefSeq and is a predicted model, not a curated record. Gene Ontology annotation, molecular function: acyltransferase activity, transferring groups other than amino-acyl groups. NCBI's taxonomy places the organism in Eukaryota, Viridiplantae, Streptophyta, Magnoliopsida, Poales, Poaceae.